AAGUCAAGCGCCGGGAACGCGCUGCUAAGGCUACUUGCCCGCCGCGUCACUCCCCCAGCUCCGGGGAGCCGCGACUUGGCGCUGGCGUGCCUCCGGGGCCCGGGGCCGCCAUUUGGUCCUUCUCUUGCUGGGACGUCACGGACUUCUGAUUCCUGACCUCCGGCUCCCCCACCCCAGUCACCUCUUCCCUCAGCCGUUUAGUGCUUUCCUCUCCUGGAGCAAGCCGGACUCCUUCCCGCCCCUGACCUAGGAGCCCAGGCAGCCCCUGCCCCGUUAACCCUUCUCUUGCCGGCCAGAGGCCUCUUCCUCCUCCCUGCGGCCUCCUGCCGUCUUUCCCUCUCUGACGCUCCUCCCUUAAUCCCCAACUCCUUUCCCUCCGAAAACCGUUUCCCCUCAGUUCCCUCUCAGCAAGGCAUGAGCGCGGGGGAGUGUGAGGCUUGCCCAGUGGGCGCAGACCCCAGCCGAGCCCCUGGACCCCCAACGGCGGCUGCAGGCACAGAGCAGGGUGGCCAGGCAGAGCGCCUCGCGGCCCCGAGGAGGACCCCCUCACCCGCGGGGAGCCCAGACCCAGCGGCGCCCGGGGAGCCGCGGAGCCCCCAUCCUGCCGGAGGCCCGGGGGCUCAGCGUCCGGGCUCUUCUGCCUCCCCUGAACAUCCCCUCCCCGUGAGAGCCAAAAAACUGGUCCUUCACAUGGACAUAAACAACACCAUCUUGGUGUCUGACAGUGCCACGGGUGAGGGGCCUAAAGCCGCCCUCGGCUCCUACCUGAGCACCGUGUGCUGGGGGCGUUUCAGCCAGGAGGGUAAGUGGCAGUGGCUGAGUGAGCUCCCUUCAUUGCUGCCCCCUACCCCUGAUGCCAGCAGCUUCUCCUCAAUUUUUGGCCGGCACACCAAGUUUAUUUCGAGUACACUGGGCCAUCCCUUCCAGUCACUCUUCUCCUCCUAUUUGCAGCUGUUGGAGUGGCCUGGCCAGCCAAAUUCAGUUUUCUCUGUCCUAGGGGAGGAUGGCCGUCAUUACCACCGUGUGUUGCCAGCCUUUUUCAAAUUACUGGCUGGUCUUUCUCAGCAGGGCCGCCGCUUUGCCAUCAUUUUCCGCACCUUUGGCAAAGACUUGACCUCACUACUUCAGACCACACAAAGUGCCCUUCAAGGCCAGCACCCGCAGUUCUCAGCCUUGAAAGAGCUCCCUGUGGACCUGCGACCUGGAAAGAUCCGCUGCAGUUCAAAAAAGGUGAUGGUCAGUCGAGGGAAAGAAUCUGUGUCCAGUUGGCCAGAUGCAAGAGUUGUGUAUGACUACUUCAGUGCCAUGGAAGGCCUGGGGGGCUUUCAGGACCACUUUGCUUGGUGGUCCAGGAACAAUUUCUCCAGUCAAGGUGGCAAACCACUGUGGGUUGAUCCCCAUGAUCCUGAGGUCCAACACAUCUGUUUUGAUGAUAACAUUCGACUACAGGAUAAGGAGAGCAUCGUCCACCCUCAGGUGUUUAUGGGACAGGGAGGACAAGAAUACUGUACGGUCCCUACCUCUGAACUCUACGGCAUCUGCUUAGUGCAAAACGAUCUCCUUCAGGCCAUUGCCAAUCCUGACUACUUCUUGAUGACUGUGAGCCAGUGUGAGGAUCGGUAUGACCAAUACUUGUCAAAGAUCCAGGCAGAUGAUGGCUAUUGAGAAAUCAAUUCAGCUGACUAAUAGACUUCUAGACCACUUCAACAAAUAGCGCUCUUGGACAUCAUGGCAAGUCAUUUGCUCCAUUUUAAUCAGAAUGGGGAGGAAGCAAAAGGUAAGAAGGGUCUUUGUAUCUGGCUCUCAUCAUAUGUAUAGUCUCUUUUGGCUUUGGGCCAAGGUGAGAGUUGUAGGUGGAGAACUGAUCUCCCCUUUCACUCCCAGUACCUUUGCACAUGGACGUUUGCCUUCGGUAGGGGGAUCUAGCUCUACUUUGGCUUCUGUUUCACAAAAUGAUGGUUAUGUGAUUGGAAUCUACAUAUUAAAAUCCAACUUCAAUAUGGGGUCAAACACUGCUUCUCUCUUUUUCUCACUGGCUAGGUGGAGUAGACCUAUGGUUGGUAUAGCUGGGUUCUGAGGGGAGGACUUGGGAUGAGGUUAACCGUGGCUCAGCCAUUGCCAGUAGUAAAAGGAAAGUGGGUCAUCCAGAUUUCUACAGUAGGUCUAAGGUAAAUAUGGAGUAGAAUAGAAAACAUUUAUUAAGUAUUUACCAUAUGGCAAGCAGUGUUGGGAAGGCAGUAAUGACCUUGAGGAUUAGAAUAGUUAGGGUCUGUGUUAUCUUAUCAGAGGUUAGAAUAGAGAGGUCAGUAUCCAGUCAGAAUUAGACAUGAAACUAGAACUCUGAUGUUCCAAUUCCUUGUAUACUAUUGAAUACUAUUUUUCCCAUAACACCACCAUAUUCUUGAUAUUUUAAUAUAUACAUAUAUUAAUUUUACUAAAAGACAUUAUAUGACAUGAAUGAAUCAUGGGCAAACUGGGUGUAAAGUCAGUCCUGAAAGGAAGUAGGAAGUUGGUUAGGUGGAACUCAUCAAUGUGGAAUGCAACCAUUCUCUCCUUGAAGAGAGGAAAUGGAUAUGGGUUUUGAAAAUUAGAUCAGAUAUUCCACAGGGAUGGAUGAGAGAAGAGCUAGACAAAUUUGCCUUUUCUAAAAUGUCCCCAAGUCCAUAUCUCUAGGACCGUGCUCUCAUUAACAUUUACAAUCUAUAUUUUCAUAUUUAAGACAUUUUUAAUUGUAGGUUAUAAUGGGAGAUUUCUUAAAGCUAUCUCUGACUCAGAAUCUUCUCCUUGUCCAUCAACCCCAAUUUGACUCUUUCCUUCUGAUAACAGUGGUUUCCAAGGCUAGAAUUCUGUAGUGUUUUUGACCUACCACCCACUUUCUGUGCCCAAACCCCACCUCUAAUCCUUUAUAGCCAGUGCUUACCACAUUCUGUAAUUUCUACCUUGGUCCAGUGCUUUCCAUGUUUUGUCAUCAUCAUCAUCAUCACCACCACCGCAAUCACCACCACCAAGACAUUACUUAAACUCUCCAGGAACCUUAUAGUUAUCUUUCACUUAGCCUUUUCCUGCUCUUUCUCUAGAUGGUACUGAUUGCUUCCCUUACCCACAUUAAUGAUUUGCUUGUCCCUCAGCUUACUAAUAAAGCAUAAAUGUAACAUGGUGCCUCCUCUUUCUCUAGCAUUUUUUUGUUUUGUUUUGCUGAGGCAGUUGAGGUUAAGUGACUUGCCCAGG
Messenger RNA from Sarcophilus harrisii (Tasmanian devil), 3228 nucleotides. RefSeq lists its product as uncharacterized. NCBI's taxonomy places the organism in Eukaryota, Metazoa, Chordata, Mammalia, Dasyuromorphia, Dasyuridae. The record is from RefSeq and is a predicted model, not a curated record. The coding region runs from base 415 to 1665 and encodes 416 amino acids. The transcript has 5 exons.